GGUAGGUGGUCCCGGUGGGUGCCCUGUGUGUAGAGGAUCUGAAUUCCCUUCCCCCGCUAUUGUCCCCCACUGACGCCCGUUACCAGGCCUCAGCGACGCAAAGCCCGGCCCGGGCACGAUGCUGAGGCGCCCGGGCCUGUGAAACCUUCCUGCAGCGGUGUUGGCAUAGGAAAAUGAACUCCACUAUGAGUGAGGAGCCUGAUGCGCUAGCAGUAGUUAACCAGCUGCGAGACCUAGCAGCUGACCCUUUAAAUAGACGAGCCAUCGUUCAGGAUCAGGGAUGUCUGCCAGGCCUUAUUUUGUUUUUGGAUCACCCUAGCCCUCCAGUUGUUCACUCAGCGUUACUAGCUCUCCGGUAUUUGGCAGAAUGCCGGGCCAACAGAGAAAAGAUGAAAAGUGAACUGGGUAUGAUGCUGAGCUUACAAACUGUAAUACAAAGGACUACUACACCAGGAGAGACUAAACUUUUAGCCUCUGAAGUCUAUGACAUCCUUCAAGCUUCCAACAUGUCAGACAUGGAUGGUGUGAAUGAAAUGAAUUCUUGCCGGCGGAAAGCUCAGUUUUUCCUGGGCAGUACAAAUAAACGUGCUAAAACAGUGGUUUUACAUAUAGAUGGCCUUGAUGAUUCAUCUCGAAGGAAUCUUUGUGAAGAAGCCUUGUUGAAAAUUAAAGGAGUUAUUAGCUUUACAUUUCAAAUGGCGGUUCAAAGAUGUGUGGUCCGAAUUCGCUCAGACUUAAAAGCAGAAGCUUUGGCAACAGCAAUAGCAUCAACCAAAGUUAUGAAAGCACAGCAAGUUGUGAAAAGUGAAAGUGGAGAGGAGGUGCUGGUUCCAUUCCAAGAUACUCCUGUAGAAGUAGAGCAAAAUACAGAUCUACCUGACUAUUUGCCAGAGGAUGAAAGCCCUACAAAGGAACAAGACAAAGCAGUAUCCCGGGUUGGGUCACACCCAGAAGGUGCAGCCAGCUGGCUCAGCACAGCGGCAAACUUUCUGUCCAGGUCUUUCUACUGGUGACUUGCGUUGUGGUUAAAGGACUGCAUGAACAACCAACAGGGUGGCCAGUUUUCCAUUGGUGUGGUGAACUGCCAAGUGCAAUUUGCAAUAAAUUAUCACGAAAAGAUUUUAGAUUACACAAAUGUAUGCUGCAUUUUACAUUUUAUUGGCCAUUUAGCCUGUUAGGCAGGUCAAAGGACAGAGGCCUCAGAUCAAGUCGCUUUUGUUUGUUUUCAUGUACAUUUUAUUGUCUCCUUUUUUAAAUGGGUCCAUUAUUAAAAACCAAACAUUUAUGCUUAUGGAGCUUUAAGUUUGACUUCACACGAAGCAAGCGAUAGGGAGAACCCAUUCAACUCAAGUCUCAGGACCUCUGUGAAAGGAAAUUCUUAUUAGUUCUAGUUGUGCAUGAAUCAAAAUGCCUUUUUUGUUUUGCCUUAUUUCAGAUUUAUUUCUUUUGGUUUUCUAGACAUUGACUCCAGAUGAAAAUAUACCCUGCCUUUGUUUUGCCUUUUAUUUUUGCCAACCAUGUUCAGAACCAGCAUUUCAUAUUAAUUUUCUGUAUGAAAAUAAAAUUGCUACACACUUGAACUUUAUAACCCCUUAUGUUUGUUGAAAUAUUUUUCAGCCCUUAAACCACUGGUGAGCUAUGAGAUUAACAUAUAAGGGAUUAAAUGAGCAGAAAGAAGUAUGUAUGUAUGUAUGUAUGUAUAUGUUAUACAGUAAAUAAACUGCUGUAGGAAAAUCAUUUCAAUGAUGGGUGUGAGUGACUUUGUGUAUAUAGUACCAGAUACUACUGACUGCCAUGUAGGCUGGUUAAGAAGAUCAUACUCCCAACAGCUGUGAUCUGCUCAACUGCUUAUUGCAGUUUCUUCUGAGAUAGAAGGUGGGUUGUUGGCCUUACUCAGUUAUCAGAUAGUGUCCACUAUAAGUGACUAUAAUGGUAACUGAAACUUCAUAAACUUGAAAAAUAAAACAAAUUGAAUGCCUGUUCCGCCACAGUGCCACUCUCAUAAAUUUUGACUUUAAACUUUUAUUGCUUGGCAGAAAUCUGAUCGGUAGUACUGUAGUUGUUUCCUCUUAUUGCCUUCAUUAUUUUCCCAUGAAAGCACAUCAACGUGGAUAAGACAAAAAACAUACCUGAACAAUUGGUUUUGUCUUGUUGUUUGCAGACAGUGUAAGUUUAAAGAUGUCUUGGUCAUUAACAUCUUCUCUCUGUUUUGUGACCAGAAAAGAUAACAAAAGUAGGUAGAAUCUAUGAAAGUGGAUAUUGAAAUAUUAGUAAGCAUUUUCAGUGUUCUGAAAACUACAGUACUGCUUUGUUGCUUCACAGGAAUACAGCUAAAAAACUGUAAUGCUAUUAUAAAACUGACCAAAAAAAAAAAAGUGUGUUUUGUGAUGACAUCCAUGCUAUAACAUUGGCUACAUUUUCAAUUUGGAGACUGAGACAAAUGUUUGCUCCAUAAAAGUUACUCCCCAGUGUUAUGGGCGGGGAGUAAAAUCAUUCACAGGCUGUCAUAUUAAUGCAACAGUGUACAGGAAAGAAUAGUGUAAAAUAACAGUAACAAAAGUCAGAGUUGACCCACUCAAAUUCAGUGUCAUUCGGGGACGAAAAAGGUUACUUUCAGACUAGAUGUCUCUGUUUUUUAAUGUAGCUAGCUCAUUUUGAUUCAGGUUUAUACGCACAGAUUGAAAAUACAAGCUUUCCAGGGCAUGUAUUGCUUUAAAUAUGUAAUAUUACUCAUUUUGCAGUCUAGAAUGUUACAGUACCAAAUGUGUUUGAAAAGCCCUCUGUUCUAUAGCCAUGAAUGCAAAGUUUACUUUUCUCUGUUAACAUUUGUUUGCAUUUUGUAUUACUGCACAUCUACUUACUAAAUUACUAUACCCCUUUGGAUAUUAAUGGUUCAGUACAAGUAGGUAUUACAGUUUGUGCAUUCAGUCUUUAGGUAUGCUAUUUUUUGACAGUAUUGCAGGUCUUGUAAAACAGUUAAGGCAUCUGUACAAGUUUUUGAAAUAUAUUGUAAAAUAAUAAAGGGUAAUAUAACUAAACUAAACAUA
Caretta caretta (loggerhead turtle) is the source of this 3047-nucleotide messenger RNA. It is a transcript of the gene ARMC1, whose product is annotated as armadillo repeat containing 1. The record is from RefSeq and is a predicted model, not a curated record. Gene Ontology annotation, molecular function: protein binding; metal ion binding. NCBI's taxonomy places the organism in Eukaryota, Metazoa, Chordata, Testudines, Cheloniidae.